CCCCAACUUUCACUCCUUUGAUAUCAGUUCCCAAUGAUACUGAUAUGACCAAAGCCACAAAGACUUAUGCAAAAGAAUUGCAGAGACAUCUAGUGACAUUGCAACAAUACUCUGCACACUCCCAGUCCUUACCUUUGUGGGAAGCUGUUCAUUCUUUUUUACCAGGUGAUCCUGUGUGGGUAAAAGCAUAUAAGAAGACUCCGCUUCAACACAGUGGCUGGGACCCUUUGAAACCCUUCUGGUGAGCCCUACCGCUAUCCGAGUGAAGGAGCUACCCACCUGGAUCCAUCAUACCAGAGUCAAGAGGAGCCCCGCUAGGGAAUCUGACCUGGAGAAAGGUUCCCCAGAAACAGACGGCGUCGGACUUCAAGGGAGCUAUGCACGUUCACCCCACCGUGAACCGGGUGAAUCAGAAGCAGACGACAUCUGUGCUCAAGACAAAUGGACUGCUACCCCUUUGGGCGACCUGAAGCUCCCGCUGCAGCUAAAAAAAACCUUGAGUUGGUGGUGUCCUCUCAGGGAAAGAUGGCCCUGUUCUCUAAGCUGGGUUCUUGUGUUUUUAAUGUGUUUAAGUAUUUGUUAUCUUUCUUUUCUGGUGGUACGGGGAGUUGAGACUAUAGAAUCACACAGUUCUAACACAUUUAUACGUCUUGCCCAUGAAAUGAAAUCUUGUCUUCCCGCCCUACAAAACACUUCAUGCUGGGUGUGCUCAUUAAUACCAGCAGAUAGCCAAAAAGGUCUUCCCAUGGUUCCUAUUCCCUUUAGUGCAAUAAAUAUGACCUGGACCCCAUCCUGGAAGGAUUCUACAGGCAAUUUAAAUAUUACCUGGGCUGAUACCGGCAUCUCUGAAAGCAGGUAUCUAAUAGCUUGGAAACGAGUUGGUAAAUGGUGCCUCUUAAGAGAAGGGAAAAUAGCAACCUCUUGCACCUCCGCGUGGUAUAGAUUCGCAGGUAACAAGUGCAGUCUGCAUGGGGAAAAACGUUUUUUGUAUAAAGAUCAUAAGUUGAUUGACUAUUACGUUAUAAAUUGCAUGCUUGGGUAUAACCUGCCAACUCAUACUAUGUGUCUAUGUUCCUCUAACGCCUCCGCGGCUAAAUUCUCCCUCCUCCCAUCUUGGACCGGAUGGUACGAACGUAUUAAUAAUACCUGGUCCAAAGUCACUCCUACCCUUUUUGGAGUAUACUGGGUGUGUGGUAACAAAGCAUACCUAGCCCUCCCUCCUUCCUGGAGUGGAUCCUGCUACUUGGCUUGGUUAGAACCACCUGUAGUAUAUCGCACACGUCUCCCUAAAGGAAGAAUCAGGAAUGUAAGGGGGGCUGAGGAAGACGUAAAUGACUCUCACCCCCUUACUUGGCGUGCCCUAAAUGACUGGACGGGUGCUUGUGCAGGAUUUGUCUUCGCCUGUGGAGGUGCCACCAGGUGUAUUGGGGAAGGAGUCAUGAGACUUCAGGGCGUGUUGGAGAUGAUGGCGAAUACCACUGCCCAGGCCUUAGUAGAUUUGGCAACCAAACAAAAAAAAAAAAACUAAGGCAGAUGGUUCUCCAAAACUGCUUGGCCUUAGAUAUUUUGCUGGCCUCUCAGGGAGAAACAUGUACGUUAAUUGGGCAAGAAUGCUGUGUAUAUGUUCCGGACGUUUAUAGUGCCACCUGGGAAAGAGCAAACCACCGUAUGCAAGUUGCAAAAGACCAUGGAGGAGAGCGAGUCAACUCAUGGUGGAGCAAUUUGUUCAAUUGGGUUCCAGAUAUAGGUGGCUGGUUACAUAACUUGCUUCGCAGUGCCGUUGUGAUUGUUUGUGGCCUAAUAGUUUUGUAUGUUAUGCUAAGAUGUGGCUGUUAGAUGGGUACCAAGCUGUGCCCUACCAACCGGUGAAUAUU
This is a messenger RNA of Chelonia mydas (Green sea turtle), 1874 nucleotides long. RefSeq names its product endogenous retrovirus group 3 member 1 Env polyprotein-like. Lineage: Eukaryota; Metazoa; Chordata; Testudines; Cheloniidae. The transcript has 2 exons. Bases 563 to 1528 code for a protein of 321 amino acids. The record is from RefSeq and is a predicted model, not a curated record.